AUGGGUACCGUGUCCUACCAAGAUGGCAUAGCUAUUCUCCAGCUCGUCAUAUUUCCAUUUAUUCUCGCCGCUGCGCUUUUCAUUUGGAAGCGGACUGGCUGGAGUGUCGGCAGCAAGAUUUGGCGAUACGGCGUCACGCUCUCUCUCAUUCGGAUCGCCGGAAGUAUUUGUUCGCUGUUGACGAUUAGCCAUGAUUCAUACAAUAUCGAGGUCGCGGUGGCAGUGUGCGAGCUGAUUGGUAUUGCACCUCUGUUGCUGACCUAUAUCGGACUACUGAGACAAAUAAAUGUCUCUACUAGCGAUACGGAUGAGAGGAUACAUCCUAAGGGUCUCAAAAUUGUAGCUAUCGUCUGCUUUAUCGGCCUCAUUCUCGGUAUCGCGGGAGUUAGCAGCGCCGAUGACAACAAAGGCACCUACCAUGCAGACAGCAUCGUUAAGGCGUCCAUGGGCAUCUUCCUCGCCGUGUUCGUCGUCAUUCUUGCAAUGACUGCUUGGCUAUGGUUCCAGCUCCGUUCCACAUUAUGGGUGUUCCAGAAGAAGCUGUUCCUCGCCGUUGCCCUUGCUUGUCCCUUUCUAUUAGUCCGGUUGAUCUACUCGGCGAUCAGCGAUUACACCGACAAUUCUGAUUUUGCUAUCCUCGUUGGCAACCCCACCAUCUACCUGUGUAUGGAUGUGCUGGAGGAGAUCAUUGCUAUGGCUAUCACUAUGGCCCUUGGGAUGUCAGCUGUGCUUGAGACAGACUUCGUAAAGCUCACUCGACAUAAGGCGAUCUCCGACCCGAAGGUUGAUGAAGUAUAA
This is a messenger RNA of Penicillium riverlandense, 798 nucleotides long. RefSeq lists its product as uncharacterized. The record is from RefSeq and is a predicted model, not a curated record. Bases 1 to 798 code for a protein of 265 amino acids. The transcript has 2 exons. NCBI's taxonomy places the organism in Eukaryota, Fungi, Ascomycota, Eurotiomycetes, Eurotiales, Aspergillaceae.